This is a messenger RNA of Nelumbo nucifera (sacred lotus), 1340 nucleotides long. RefSeq lists its product as uncharacterized. Lineage: Eukaryota; Viridiplantae; Streptophyta; Magnoliopsida; Proteales; Nelumbonaceae. The record is from RefSeq and is a predicted model, not a curated record. Gene Ontology annotation, molecular function: protein binding.
CUCUCUCUGGAGCUGAAAACCAGAAACAUUUUACAAAUAAAAUGUUCAACUUCUAGAGCAUUCUCUUUUUUUCCUGAUCCGCAACCGCAAUGAAAAAUGUACUUUUUAGAACCAGUUCGGCUCCGGUUCAGGCAUCUGCCAUUCUUAGUUCAACGAAGACAUCUCUCUGCGAUCUAGAUUCAACCACUGGAAUCUUGUUCUCCGAUAAAAAAGGGAAAACCGGGGUUUCUUUGAGGUCGUCGCUACAUUUCGACAUCAAAGACAAGAAGGAUGAUGCUUCGAGGAGGAUUCGACGAGCAUUAUCCGAAACCGACAUGAUCUGGUCGAUUAACAAAGAAUCAGGCCGGUUGUCCCAGUUGAAUGGGGCCGGAUCUCGGUUUUCCCCUGGAAGGAUAUCGGAUGUGGAAGGGCUUCAUGAAUAUGCCACAGAAUCGCGAGUUUCGAGGCGAAAGACGGUUGAUCGUGCUAGUUCUGCAAGAAUUUGGCGGAAGAAUGGUGUUGUGACGGAAGAGUUGGAGUUUUCCGGUGGUGGAGAGGGAAGGGGAAAGAAGAUUGGUGGAGGCGGCGGAGGAGGAGGCAGUAGUGGUGGUGGUGGUUCCUCCACAGGCGGUAACGCUGAUCAGAGCAAGAUCCAUGCUUAUUAUCAACAGAUGCAGAAAUCGAACCCAGCAAAUCCACUUCUCUUGAGGAAUUACGGCCAAUUCUUGCAUGAGGUGGAGAAAGAUGUGGCUAAAGCGGAAGAAUACUAUGGAAGAGCUAUAUUGGCGAGUCCUGGAGACGGAGAAGUGUUGUCUCUAUACGGAAAACUCAUAUGGGAGACGCAUAGAGAUCAAGAUAGAGCUCAAUCUUAUUUCGAUCAGGCAGUCCAGGCAUCUCCCGGCGACUGCUUCGUUUUGGGAUCAUACGCCCACUUCCUGUGGGAUGCGGAAGAAGAUGAACCAGAAGGGCAAGAAGCAGAAGAAACCAAACUGCCAGCUCCAGUUGAGGCUUUUUAAGCGAGAAUAUACCGACGCUAGCUCUUUGAUUUGCUCUGACGCAAACACGCGCUUCAACUGCGACACGCACUGCUCGGAACUUCUUCUUUCUCGACACGGUGCCCUCCUAUUCUGUAAUGAAUUAACAAUGACUAACAAGAAUAACCAUAAAUCCAUAAUAAUAAUAAGUAUAAUAACCGAGCGGUGGUAUUUACUCUAGUGAUGGGAGUAGGAGCGGUGAAGCAGUGGAUAUAUAUAUAUAUAUAUAUAUAUAUAUAUAUAUGUUAAUUAAAGAGACAAAAAUGAAGACUUUGUGAAUUGUGAUGUACAGUAUAAACUAUGAAUUUAUGAUAACCCUUCUCUCCA